UCUGUAUGCACACUGUGCGGUGACUGUUCCUUUAUAAAGUGUUGUAUAAGACAGUCAUCUUAUCUAAAAUACGUGCAGUACAUGAUGAUAUAUUGAUUUUGGUUUUCAAAGAAAAGGAUAUGACUUGCCUUUUUUUUAUAUUGCAUAGAUUUGUAGUUUAUAAUGUUGCUCUUCGGAUUCUUAGUGCAGAAGGAAAGUUAAAAUGUGAAACUUUCUUAGAAAAGAGUCAAUUGUCUAUACUUUCAAACUUGUACUUGGAAAUUAUUUCUCUGAAAAGGCCACGAUAUUUGUUGAAAGAUGUUCAGGUUAAAUGUCUAAUUUAGUUUACAUCUAUUCCAGGACACCUCACCAAACAUAGACACUAGAAAUACGGAUGUUCACGGACUACUUGCCAACGCCCAUGACAACCCGUUUUCUUAAGAUAAAAAAAUUCAAUACACGUUUAUUUCAAACUUGCGCUUAACAUAAUCUCAGUAUUGCUGAUACUAAUUAGCCUGCAUUUUUACCUUGGAAAGCAGGUCAGCCAUAUUCAUCAACACCGUAAUCGGAUAAACUGUAUUGUGUCAACGUGUGUGUCCUUGUGGCUAUGGAGACAGUCACACUCGCAUACUCGGCGUUUCAUAGAGCCAAUGCAAAUCAAGUAAAAUUACCAGGAGUCGUGUUUAUUCUAGACGAUCAGCGGAGUCGUAAUUGAAUCGAUAACGUCUAAGCUUGCACAGCAUACAGAUACAGCAAUGGCGGGCCUCUCCGAUGGACUGUUCGAACGGUUUCUUUCUGCGGCCAUAGCGACGGUUAUAACGUUUGUUCUGUCAUGGCGAUUUAUUCUCGAGUACAAAGGAGGACGCGUGCUCAGAAGGUCUGUCAAGGACGUAGACGAGGAGGAAAACGUCGACGACGGCCUCGGUGACUAUGCGACUCGCUCUGAUAACAACAAUGGUAGUCCUACUUCGGCAUACUCCUUGGAGUCCGACAUGAUGGCUCAGCCGGAUGAGAUUAGAUUCAGUGCAACAGCGGAGGGGGUGCGACAGACGUAUGUAAGCCCUAAAUAUGUCGUUUCUCCAACUCAACCUAGUCAGUGUUCUGAAAACACCGGUAAGAGACGUGCAACCAACAUGUCAUCGCUUUGUCGCAGUAACAUAAAUAUUUCACGGGAAUGCAAGGGGCGUUCAUGUGACAACAAUUUGCACACAGCCGACCAACCAGUCGUAUUAGAAUUAGGUCUAAACCAGGAUUUGAAGCAAAAUAGAAAGUGCGUUAAACCGUGGGACUCGACCAAAGAGGUCCCUGAGAACGACGUUGAGACUGGUUGCUUCAGCGAAAUCUUCGUUCGAUCAGCCUCAAAUAAUACCGAUAAGCGCAUAUUGCAGAAUGGUUCCUCCUGUUCAAUAAGGGAUGUCCCGAAGGAUACUCUGGCUAAUUACCCAUAUACUCCCCAAACAGAAGAGUACAAUCUAGAGGACGAACUCCAGUCGGUUACUAUAGUUACCAAAGACUCUACAGUGAAUAUCGAAUACAGGCAAAUAUUAGAAGAAGAGGACUACCAAUCCCUUCUUGACCUCUCCCCAGAGAGCAGCGUAAAGAAACGACGGGCAGGACAAGCGUCGAGUGAGGACGCCGUGGACAGCGACGACGCCAUAACUAUGUCCAGCAAUACCUAUUCUCGCAAAGAGAGCAUUUGGGGUUACCAACCCGGGUUACAAACGAUCACAGAGCUUCCCUGGGAGGAUAUGAACGUUGACUGGGAUAGCGAUGUCUCUGACGUAGAUAUUGACGUGGACAGCGUUACGGGGAGCGUACGUCUCGUGCCAAAGGGCUCGGAUUCUGAAGACGAUUCAGAGGGGGAAUACGACUGUUGUGAUACGAAUAUUCAGGGGACAGAUGGAGGCGAUUUAGCCAAUUUAGAGUUACGUGGCGUGGGAUAUUACCCAAGUCUGCAAAGAAAUGCCAAUAUUUCCCCGACAGAAACGACAGAGGAGGGCGCAGCGGGGCCAUCAUUAAAAUGCUUGGUCACGAACGCGCUGUCAGGUAAUGCUGAGACGGUUACCGGUCAAGUCAAUAUUUAUCCGGAUAGUGACGAUAAUUUUACUACACGUAAUGAACGUUUACAACUUCCCCGCUCCGCUGUGGAAGACAAUAAAAUAAUAUCAGAGGGAAGUCGUAAAAAAUAUUACGUAAAUGAAACUGAUAGGCACAACGGCUCUCUAGCCUCACCAGCAGACGAUCAGAUAGAGGACAUAAACGCGGAUUUGCCUUACAGUGCUAGUAGCAAAAUCUCGAUGCCAGCAUCAGUAGAGAAUGCCCCCAAAUCACAACCCGGCUUGUUCAGCGUCGAUAACUUUAAUNCAAUAUGCAACACUAAUAGCAUAUUGAAAAAUGUGAUGAGUCAGAGGCAGAUGGGGAAAGAAGACAAAUUGCUGCGUACUGUCUUAUUGAUGAUUCCAAUUACUGACCAAAUGAUGGCUGUAUUGAGUAGAAAGUGA
Messenger RNA from Lingula anatina, 2480 nucleotides. RefSeq lists its product as uncharacterized. Gene Ontology annotation, cellular component: plasma membrane; apical junction complex. The record is from RefSeq and is a predicted model, not a curated record. Lineage: Eukaryota; Metazoa; Brachiopoda; Lingulata; Lingulida; Lingulidae. Gene Ontology annotation, biological process: cell-cell junction organization.